Messenger RNA from Fragaria vesca subsp. vesca, 944 nucleotides. RefSeq lists its product as uncharacterized. Gene Ontology annotation, molecular function: protein binding. The coding region runs from base 96 to 944 and encodes 282 amino acids. The transcript is spliced from 6 exons. NCBI's taxonomy places the organism in Eukaryota, Viridiplantae, Streptophyta, Magnoliopsida, Rosales, Rosaceae. The record is from RefSeq and is a predicted model, not a curated record.
UCUACCCAACCGCUCUCUAAAUUUUCGCUCCCAUUUUCGCUCCCUAUAAAACCUUUCCGGAUAAAAUCCUUCCAGAAAUUUUCAAACGCCAAAUUAUGCAUUCCCUGAGCUUCAAGGUUUCCACUCACUACUGCGCCCGGUGUCGUCUCCCGGGCCCGGAGUCGGAGCCCCGGCCCGGACGAGUCGGGUUCGGGUUCCGGAGUUUCCGGAGAGGCGUUAGGGUUGCGGCCGAGUCGGAGAGGAAUGGCUGGAGCGGGAGCCGGAGCUCAAGCCAGAGUCCGGGUCCGGGUCCGAGACCGAGUUCGUUUCUGUCUCGGAGCCAGACGUAUGCUUUGUUGAAGCAGCAAAUGGAGGUUGCUGCGAAAUCUGAGGAUUAUGAAGAGGCGGCGAGGAUUCGUGACUCGUUGAAGAUGUUGGAGAAGGAGGAGCCGGUGUUGUGGCUCCGGAGGUUGAUCAAGGAGGCGGUGGCGGAGGAGAGGUUUGAGGAUGCGGCUAAUUAUCGAGAUGAGCUUAAGGAAAUCACACCGCACGCUUUCUUGAAAUGUUCAAGUGAUGCGACGACCUUGGGCAUUCGGGUUCAAGUUAGGAGUGUGUACAUAGAGGGCCGAAGUCAGCCUUCCAAGGGGCAACACUUCUUUGCAUAUAGAAUAAGAAUCACUAAUAACUCCGACCGUCCUGUUCAACUUCUUAGAAGGCAUUGGAUUGUCACCGAUGCCAAUGGAAAGUCAGAGAAUGUGUGGGGAAUUGGUGUUAUUGGUCAGCAGCCAGUGAUUCUUCCUCAGACUAGUUUUGAAUACUCAUCUGCAUGCCCAUUAAGCACUCCUACUGGCAGAAUGGAAGGUGACUUUGAGAUGAAACACAUCAAUAGGUUAAGUUCACAAUCGUUUAACGUGGCUAUUGCCCCAUUUUCCCUCGCCAUAUUAGGAGACGAUGAUUUCUUGUGA